Athalia rosae (coleseed sawfly) is the source of this 2021-nucleotide messenger RNA. RefSeq names its product TNF receptor-associated factor 6 (gene Traf6). The transcript is spliced from 6 exons. Gene Ontology annotation, molecular function: zinc ion binding; protein binding. Bases 396 to 1616 code for a protein of 406 amino acids. The record is from RefSeq and is a predicted model, not a curated record. Lineage: Eukaryota; Metazoa; Arthropoda; Insecta; Hymenoptera; Athaliidae. Gene Ontology annotation, cellular component: plasma membrane signaling receptor complex. Gene Ontology annotation, biological process: regulation of apoptotic process; positive regulation of JNK cascade; protein K63-linked ubiquitination.
UUUAGCCGUUGCGCAGCCAUUACCAAGUCUGCAUUUUUACUGAAAGGCGGUCAGGCCCAUCCUUAGAGCAUAUAGUGAAUGAAGGGAACAUCGCCGGUCGAAAAGUGUUCAGACAGAGAAAACCGAGACAACGACCGAGAUUACCAACAUCCAAAUCUGAUCCCUCUAAUCACUGGAUUCACCGAUAUACGGCCAUAUUCCAAUUUAUUGCCAUACAAAUUUUUAGAAAACUUCUGCUGUUUGCGGUGAAUGAAGUGUGGAUUGAAGAUCGAGCAAGCUAACAGGAGAUCGACAGAAGAGUUGAAAAAUAUCAUAGUUUAAACCCGUGACAGUGUGUUUUGCAAACUAGCUUUACGUGGAAUCAUACUUUCUACUUGAUAGAAUUGUGUCACGAUAUGGCAUCAUCUAAUACAUCAAAUGAGCAUAAUAAGGUUGCUGAAGAAAAUAAUAUUCUUGCAAAUAAUGAAAAAUCAGAUUUGGAAUCUCGAUUUGAGUGUCCUAUUUGCCUAACUUGGCUAAGAGAUCCAGUACUCACAUCUUGUGGCCACAAGUUUUGUUCGCAGUGUAUCAAUAUGUGGCUACGCAAAGAAGGAGCGUGUUGUCCCGUGGACAGUCGACCGUUACAGCCAGAAAGUGAUUUGUUCCCAGAUCUAUUCACAAGACGAGAAAUAUCUCAGCAGCGUGCAAACUGCCCUUAUCAACAAUUUGGCUGUACCAUCGAACUGUCUCCAAUUGAUAUAGACAGUCAUGUGAAUAACUGUGAAUUCAAGAGGACAAUUUCCCCACAUGUUCAAUGCCCUUUCAAAGCCGUUGGAUGUUCUGAGGUUAUCGCCACAGAGAAUGCAUUGAAAUUGCACUUGGAAAAUUCCACAAGCACACAUUUGAUUCUGCUCGCAAAUACCAUUCCAACAUUUACUUGUGAACAACAAACAGAAUCUAGUGCCAGGGCUGUGGAGUCUAAAUGGUGGGAUCCUCCGCCGAAGAAAAGUUCCGUUUUUACCCCGGAUGGACCACAUCCAGAUUGGCAAGAAUUGGUCAAAACGCUCUAUGAAAGGAUAGUAGUCUUGGAGCAACUGAAUCGUGAGCUCACAAUAAGUAUCGCUAAUCAACAGAAUCAGUUAUCAACUUUCCAUACUUCUACACGGUAUAACGAUGAAGAAAUGAUCUUACGUUACUGUAAUGGCCUCUAUAUUUGGAAAUGCAGCUCAUUCCGGGAUAAGCUUACGGCUAUGACCAAUGAUUCACUGAAGAUGUUCUACAGUCCUGGCUUUUACACAUCUCCGAACGGUUACAGACUAUGCGCAAGAAUAAACAUAUCCUCAAAAGAUUUCCGUUACUUGUCACUCUUAAUACAUGUGAUGCAUUCAGAGAAUGACGAUGCUUUAGACUGGCCAUUUAAUGGAUCAAUCAGUUUUGUCUUGGUUCAUCCAGCAAAUUCUGAGAAUAAUAUCAGAGAAACUACUGUCUCUAAACCAGAGUUGGAAGCAUUUCGGAAACCAACAUGCGAGUUGAACAAGAGAAGCUUUGGAUAUACAGAAUUCGUUAUGAUCAAAGAUCUGGUCGAAUUUACGAAAGACGACACCCUUAUUCUGAGAAUAGAAGUAAAGCCGGCGUAGUUUUUUGAAUAGUAUAGGAAUUUCAGAUUCUUAUUCUAUUUGGGCUGGUAAAAAAGAUUACUUGAAACUAUUCUGAAUCUUUGAAAUCACAUUGUAAUGAAGGUUUUCAAAGUUCUAUUAUGAAAAUUUAAGCCUUGCUUGAAGUAAUCCAAGCAAUAAAUUUAUUUUCCCAAAAUAUCCAAUUGUGUCGGAUCACCAUUGUACUUAGAAUUAGGUAUAAAUAUUUUCCACAACAGCAACAAAUUAGUGUGAUAUUAAAAUUAAUUAUACGUUUAUAUUAUAUGUAUAGCUUUCUUGUUAUUUUAUUACAUGAACGUAUUGCAAAUGAUUUGUUAGAAUAAAUAAUUUAUCGAAAUUUGUCAGUAAUAGUCCUUACGUCUAAUAAAUACUAUCCAAUUGUUGACA